Molecule: messenger RNA, 2094 nt
Organism: Saccharomyces kudriavzevii IFO 1802
Lineage: Eukaryota; Fungi; Ascomycota; Saccharomycetes; Saccharomycetales; Saccharomycetaceae
Gene: HOS3
Product: histone deacetylase
Exons: 1
Coding region: 1-2094 (697 amino acids)
Cellular component (GO): nucleus
Molecular function (GO): histone deacetylase activity
Source: RefSeq, a predicted model, not a curated record
AUGUCUUCCAAAGAAUCAGACCCCUUGGAAAAAUUCUAUAAGCAAUUUCAAAGGUUUGUUCAAAAUAACCCUAACGUCAUAUCAGCUGCUCGAGCAGCCGCACAAAUACCGGAGUCUGCAAAGGCCGUUGUCGUACUAUCUCCUUAUUCUUUACAGCAUGUGUUCCCCAGAGACUGGGUAACGAAAUCAUACAGGAAAACGAUAGUCGAAAGACCAGAGAGGUUGUUGGCAAGCUCAAUGGGCAUAUCAGCUGCAAUCACUAUGUAUCCAUCGCUUUUCACUUUGAAAUCUUCUCAUCUACGGAAAGGUUCAUUAAUGGCGCCUCAUGUAUUUAAGGUUCACGGCAGCCACUGGCCAGCAGAAUUAAUUAAGCUCUGUCAAGAGGCAGAUUCCAAACUGUUAAAGGGCGAGAUCGAAGUCCCAGACACGUGGAACUCAGGCGACAUCUACUUGAGCUCGAAAACAAUCAAAGCUCUACAGGGAACGAUUGGUGCUAUUGAAACCGGUGUUGAUUCCAUUUUCAAAGGCCCAUCUCCGGAGCAUAUUAGUAACAGAGCCUUUGUGGCCAUUCGACCACCCGGCCAUCAUUGUCACUAUGCUACCCCAUCCGGCUUUUGUUUGUUAAACAACGCUCAUGUUGCGAUAGAAUACGCGCAUGAUGCCUACAAUGUCACGCAUGUUGUAGUGCUCGAUUUCGAUCUACACCACGGUGACGGUACCCAAGACAUUUGCUGGAAACGUGCUGGUUUCAAACCUGAGGAGGAGGCGAAAGAUACAUCCUAUGAUGACUUCGGCAAGAAAUUUGCCGAAUUUCCCAAGGUUGGUUAUUUUUCCAUGCACGACAUAAAUUCAUUCCCAACAGAAUCAGGAUUCGCGACUAAGGAAAACAUUAAAAACGCAUCUACUUGUAUCAUGAACUCUCAUGAUUUGAAUAUCUGGAAUGUCCACUUAUCCAAAUGGACAACUGAAGAAGAAUUCAAUAUAUUAUACAGGACAAAAUACAGAACUUUAUUUGCAAAAGCUGACGAAUUUUUUAAGAGCGCGAAAGUAGAAAUGAAGCAACAAGGGAAGUCAUUCGAGGGCCUGGUAGUCAUAAGCGCAGGUUUCGAUGCAUCUGAAUUCGAGCAAACUUCAAUGCAAAGACAUAGUGUCAAUGUGCCCACCUAUUUCUAUACAACGUUUACUAAGGAUGCCUUAAAAUUAGCUCAAAUGCACUGUCAUGGUAAAGUUCUAUCCCUGAUGGAAGGUGGUUAUUCUGAUAAAGCCAUAUGCUCGGGCGUCUUUGCACAUUUGAUCGGUUUACAAAACCAAGAUUGGGUUAAUGAAUGGGGUUCUGAACAAGUCGUUAAAGAGAUUGUUCGUGGCUGUAAACCAGCUUGGAAACCGUACAAGACAAGAAGAGCUAAAGACGUCAUAAGGAUAUGGGCCGAGGAAGUUAUUAGAUUGGGGCGAGCAAUGAUACCGGAAUUCGAUGAGAUAAUAUUCAAAGACGUACCCAAAACAGCACAACCUGAUUCUUUUCCCAAGACAUUGGUGGAACCGGCAUUGGUAUCAACAAUCGCUCAAAGAAUAAUUAGGUCACAUAGGAGCAACGGCUCUCCAGAAAAAGAACCCCAUGAAAAUAAACUUCAAGGUGUGGAAAAGCAAGAACAGAGAGACAUCCGAAAUGAAAUCAAAGUUGGCCAUCCUUCGUCAAACAAUGGUUCUGCCGAAGCUCAAGUUCCAUUUUUGCGACAGGAAUUUUCCAGCGAAGAAGAAGAUGAAGAAUAUGUUUAUGACGAGGAAUUGAAUAAAACGUUCAAUCGUACAGUGGAAGAUAUUACUAUUGAUGAUAUCUCUAGACACUUGGAGACCCUGGAAAUUGAAAAACAAGGUGAUGAGGAGUCUGACCAAGAAGCAAAGGGAAAAAACUGGAAGAGCUCUCACCAGCGCCGUUUGCAGAGCAAUGGAAUGUACAAGAUUCCCUCUAAUACGAAACCUCACCGUAUGAGACAACCCCAAAAUGCAAAUGCACCAGCCUAUGAUGACAGUGACAUAUCAAUGAUUUCUCAUGUUUCAAGAAAACAUACGACAAGGAGUGGAGGAAGAUGGUAA